Messenger RNA from Entrophospora sp. SA101, 507 nucleotides. NCBI's taxonomy places the organism in Eukaryota, Fungi, Glomeromycota, Glomeromycetes, Entrophosporales, Entrophosporaceae. The record is from the annotation of a GenBank genome assembly.
AUGAGUAAACAAGAUGCUUUAGUAUGGAUUGAUUGUGAGAUGACAGGAUUGGAUAUUGAUAAAGAUCAUAUAAUUGAAGUGGCUGUAUUAAUUACUGAUGGAGACUUGAAUAUAAUUGCAGAGUCUGGACUUACAUCUGCAGUAUUAUCUUCUUCAAUCACAACAUCAGAAGCAGCAUCACAAAUUUUGGAAUUCCUAAAAAAACAUAUUCCAGAAGGAACUGCACCUCUCGCAGGGAAUAGUGUUCAUGCAGACAAAAUAUUUUUGAAAAAAGAAAUGCCACAAGUUAUUGAUUAUUUGCAUUAUCGUAUAAUUGAUGUUAGUAGUAUUAAAGAGUUAUGUAGACGGUGGUAUCCUAUCAUCUUUAACAAUAUGCCACCAAAGAAACUUGUUCAUCGUGCAUUGGGAGACAUCAAAGAAAGUAUUGAAGAACUUAAAUACUAUAGAAGAUAUAUCUUUACAGAGCAAAAUGAAAGUAACUCAAGUAAAAGACCAAAGGAAAAAUAA